Messenger RNA from Lycium barbarum (goji berry), 554 nucleotides. RefSeq lists its product as uncharacterized. The record is from RefSeq and is a predicted model, not a curated record. The coding region runs from base 60 to 554 and encodes 164 amino acids. The transcript is spliced from 2 exons. NCBI's taxonomy places the organism in Eukaryota, Viridiplantae, Streptophyta, Magnoliopsida, Solanales, Solanaceae.
UUGUAGGAUUUGAUAGUCAGUCAAAUGAUACAACUAAUUAUGGUACACAGUAUGAUGGUAUGACUUCAACGCACGAUCAUAACUUUGAUUGGAGUGGACAGAAUCGUGAGACGGGUGGACCAAAUAAUGCUACUACGCAGUUGCAUAAUUUGAAUUGUAAUGUACGACACCCUUCACAUCCUGGUCCAAGUGAAUUGGACAGUGAUAGGCAUAACGAUUUUGAAGAUAACCCCACGUUGACUCAGCUCACACAAAUUGUGAGCAAUAACGAUUUAGCUAAUGAUAUAAUAAAUGAGUCGGAUAGCGAUAGUCCAUUAGAUCAUGAAGGGACGGACGAUGAUCAAUCGUCUGCUGACGGUGACGAUUCUGAUGAAGAUGUUGCGACCCCCAAUAAUGUUUGUGUUAAUUAUCAUUCAAAUGUGAUCCCAUAUUUGGAUAAUACAGAAGAAGUAGAACCGGAAGAUUUUGCAUACAUGAGAGAUAACGGGUCUGUUCGGGCUGCACUUUGGAUUCCAGUAAUUCUAAAGUUAUCAAAUCAAGUUAGUUUGGUGUGA